UAGCUGGUAUAGAUGCAAGGUGGGGACAUCUCUUAUACUCUCUCUUUCUCUCUCUCUCUUUCUCUUACUCUCUCUCUCCGUUCAUUGCUACGGUUUUCAGUAAAGUUGCGUGUGUAAGACUUGGUAAGACUUAUGAUUCGUAGUCGUGCAUAGGCGGUGAAGUAUUGCAUUAGCAAUAAAAUACGAGUAUUCCAUGUAUCGUUCUCCUUGGUGAAAGAGCGCCUAUGUGCUUGGAUGUGAAUGCACCUCUAUUUUGUAUAUCUUCACAUUUUAUCGUGCGAUUUUCAAUAUGUGUCAGUGAUUGUUUGUUAGAAAUUUACGAAUUUCAUUAACCAUACCAAAAAUGUCGAAGCCUGGUGAUAAACAAACCUAUGCGCAGACAUAUAAACUGGUUGUCGUGGGUGGGGGUGGUGUCGGAAAAUCAGCGAUCACGAUACAAUUCAUUCAAAGUUAUUUCGUGACUGAUUAUGAUCCAACUAUAGAAGAUUCUUAUACUAAGCAAUGCGUUAUCGAUGAUAUUCCUGCAAAACUUGACAUAUUAGACACAGCAGGCCAAGAAGAAUUUAGUGCAAUGCGCGAGCAAUAUAUGAGAAGCGGCGAAGGUUUUCUUCUUGUGUUCUCAGUAACAGACCAUUCAUCUUUCGAUGAAAUGUUAAAAUUCCAUAGGCAGAUUCUUCGAGUAAAAGAUCGUGACGAGUUUCCUAUGCUUAUGGUUGGCAACAAAGCUGAUUUGGAUCAUCAAAGAAUUGUAUCAGUUGAUGAGGCUCAAAAUAUGGCUCGUCAGUUAAAAAUUCCUUACAUCGAAUGUAGUGCAAAAUUAAAAAUGAACGUUGACCAAGCUUUCUACGAAUUAGUAAGAAUUGUUAGAAAGUUUCAGUUAUCUGAAAGACCACCAUUGAAACAAAAUUAUAAAAAAAACAAAAAGAAAUGCUGCAUGUUGUAAUUACUAAUAUAUGCUUAAUUAACAAAAUGAUAUAAAAUAAUUGAACUGGAAUUGUAGCUAUAAACAAAAAUUAUGAAAUGUUCAAUGAUAAUAAUUGAUGAACAAAUGUUUAUAACUAUGAAUCAGUGCUAAAUUUUGUCGUAUAUGUAUUGUUGAAGUAAGGAAUAUUAUGAAAAGGUAUUACCUUUUGUUAAAUACCUAUCUAUACAAACAAAUAUUUGAUAUUAACUUUUAUCUAUGAAGUUAAUGUUCAGGUGUACAACUUUAAUUUAUUGGAACUUUUCUACAUGCUCUACAAAAUUUCAUAAUAUUUUUCUAAACAAAUGGUAUGUACUAAAUAUAAGUUUAAUUUCACAUUAAUUCAUACACAAUUAGAUUAGUAAUCACAAAAUUGAUAAACAUCACUUUUGAUAUUUUAUAAUGAAGUUAAAUAUUUUGGAUACAACAUUAUACCUCUAUAAAUAGUCAUUGUACCUCUUUGAUCAUAUAUUCCUUAAUUUAAGAAUAGAUAUAUUUUUUGUAACAUAGUCUCACUUACAACUAAUUAAUAAUACAUUGUAAAAAUAAUUGGCUAAUAAUCAUAUAGUAAUCAAUAAGAAAUAAUUUGUUUAAGUAUUAAGGAAAAGUUAGUAACGAAAACUUUAACUGAACCAACAUCUGUGAAAUAAGAAGCCGUUUUAUUAUUUUUAUAUCUUAUACACACCAAAUCAAUUUAAUUUAUUACUACAAUUAUAUUGUACUUUAAUAUGGUGAAUAUAAUAUAAUGUUUAAUUAGUGAAAUUACCAUCGAAUAUAUAACAUUUAAAAUGUUGAUAUUUGAAUGUUAUAUUUAAGGAACUUGUAAUUUAUACAAAAUAUAUAAAAUAUUAGAAUCAAAUUAUAUUUAUAAUAAUAGAUAAUAAUAUUAAAAUCGAAUAACGCAUUAUUUCGAAUUACAAUAUACAAUUUUAUACUACAGUUUACAUAACUAAAUAUUUGUUUUACUGCAUACUACCCCCAUUUUCGUUUUAACAAUUAGGAGAUGACGCAUAUUAUUAUAAAAUGGAAGUAAUAUUAAAAACAUUUUUCCAUAAUGUUUGCUUUUGGUAAAAUGUCUCAGUGAUAAAGAAAUGAUUUCAAAAUAACAUAUUAUAUAUGUUAAAUUUAUUUCACAUUUUUUAUAAUAUUUGAAAGUUAAACUAAAAUUUUAUAAAGUGAAUAUGUUACAAAUUAAACAAUUGGGUUAAACUAAAAAUAUCUAUAAGCAUGUCAAUUCAUAAUUUUGUAGAAGGUUACAAAUAAAAUAAAGGAAUGUUGCAGUACUUUUAUAAGUAUUUUAUAUUAUAUUAAUUUAACAUUAUUUGUAUGCAUUCAAAAAGAAAAAAAUACUGUAGAUAUGUGCAAUACAAUUUGGAAUGUAUUAGAAUUACCUUGCAUUCAAUUACUGAAUUGUUUUUAAAAUGCAUGGUAUGAAGACAGUUAACCAAUUAUGUAACUUAAAUUUAAGAAAUAAAAAUAUUUUACUAGAAUUAUUCAUAUUUAAUGUAGGUUUUAUUUAAUACAGGAAUAUUAAUAUUCCUGUAACUUUGAUUCGUGUAUUCAUUUUUAUUGAAAUGAAACAUUAUUCUAAGUAUUUGUUUCCAUAUAGGCAGGUAUCAAUGUUUAGCACUAAUGAAAUUGAUAACAGAGUACAGCCAAUAACAAUUCUAACAUAAAGCAACUGCUUUUAAUUAUUAGUCUGUUAAGUUUAACAAAAUUUUCAACAAGUAUCGUAUAUAUUUUGUGACAGAAAUAUUGUAACUGUACAUUUGACUAGAAAAUAUAAAUUAAUUUAUAAAGA
Messenger RNA from Hylaeus volcanicus, 2762 nucleotides. It is a transcript of the gene Ras64B, whose product is annotated as ras-like protein 2. Gene Ontology annotation, cellular component: plasma membrane. The record is from RefSeq and is a predicted model, not a curated record. Gene Ontology annotation, molecular function: GTP binding; GDP binding; GTPase activity. The transcript is spliced from 4 exons. Bases 344 to 943 code for a protein of 199 amino acids. Lineage: Eukaryota; Metazoa; Arthropoda; Insecta; Hymenoptera; Colletidae. Gene Ontology annotation, biological process: signal transduction.